Molecule: messenger RNA, 1454 nt
Organism: Columba livia (rock pigeon)
Lineage: Eukaryota; Metazoa; Chordata; Aves; Columbiformes; Columbidae
Gene: TMEM167A
Product: transmembrane protein 167A
Exons: 4
Coding region: 116-334 (72 amino acids)
Biological process (GO): intracellular transport; protein secretion
Source: RefSeq, a predicted model, not a curated record
GCAGCGUCCAAUCCUAGCAGUGGCCCCACCCACGCCCUUGAAGGAGGUGUCUGUGGGCGCGCUUCCGCCCUUCCCCCUUCUGCCGGAAGUGUGAUGUGGCCGCGAGCGGGUCGCCAUGUCUGCCAUCUUCAACUUUCAGAGUCUACUGACCGUCAUCUUGCUGCUCAUAUGCACCUGUGCCUAUAUCAGAUCUUUGGUUCCCAGCUUACUGGACAAAAAUAAAACUGGACUACUGGGAAUUUUCUGGAAAUGCGCCAGGAUUGGUGAACGGAAGAGCCCCUUCGUGGCUGUGUGCUGUGUCUUGAUGGCCAUCAGCAUUCUGUUUGGACAGUAGCAACUGGAGAAUGUCCCCUACUACCGAAGAGCAGAGCAUGGAAGAACUUCUAGCAGAAAACGACAGCGAAGUGUCACCAAGUCUCCUCUGGCACAUUGGAUAACCUGGACAUCCCCCCUUCCAGCAAACGGACCAUCAUGUGCAGUAUUAGUGAUCAUAACGUAGCAAGCUCCAGAUGACAAGUAAUUAUUAAUGUCGAGUCAGUGCUGACACUCUGAUGUAACUCGUGAAACAGUGUCUGUUGUAUAUCUGAGUUUGAAGGGAGAUGAUUUUACACCAUGCAGUUGACAAGGCUUUCAAUUUUUUGUUUGAUAGACCUCCUUAAUUAAAACUUAAAAAUUAUAAAACUAGCAAUAAGACCACUCUUACAAGAAAAAAUAACAUUCUGACUCUAGGAUGUGUUUAUGAAAGUGUUUUUAGUUCUUACUGUCUGAACAAUUCCUGUCAUUUUGUGAUAGCUACACUCACACAUUAAAAAUAUGACCUCUGUCCCAAGUUACAUUCAGCUUUUGUUUUCUAAACUUACAAUUCCUCAACUAAUCUAUCAAUACUUUUACUGCUAAGAUAUCAAUAAAGGCAGGGACCAUAAUCACAGUGAUGUCUGAAUAGCUGCUGAUAAGAUGUGGGAUUCGAGAACCUGGACUGCUCUGUAUAAAUAUCGUAUAUAUUCAUUUUUAGAGAUCUGGAUCUCAGGUAAAUCAUUCCCCAGCUUUUUUCAAUAUUGUGACAAAAAGAUGCAAAAGGCUCUGCUGCUGUUGUUGCGUGUAAUACAAGGUUGAUAAACCAGUGAACAGGUGGCUUCUUAGGAGUCUUCAGAUAAGGAAUUUGUAUGUCCCAAUAUUUAAAAGUUGAAAAAAACAACUAAAUUAGGUUACACUCACUAUUAAUAAGAUUAAUUAGAUUACCUUUAGUAAUAAUAGCAUUUACUCUAUAAUUUUGAAAACUUUCAGUAAUCUGGUAACUUAUUUUAAUAGUGCCUGACAGCUGUGUUCAUACCAGACAACUAUAGGACUUCACAUUGACUGCAUUUGAGAGUUGUCUGUCAGCAGUAUUUUUUUGUUUUCUGAAAAGACGUGUGAUCAGAAUGAGCUAACCUGGCAAUAAAACACACUGAGAGGUA